GUGGGUCCGCGGGCGGUCGAAACGUCAAUGUUACAAUGAACAGGACGCUCUACCCAUGAGAGUCGCUUCAAUACUUUUCCUCCUUCAUCUAUUUUCCCUAGCCUGCUUUUGGUAUGUAUUUUCUUUGCCGCAACAAUACCCCCCAUUGUUGUGUUUUGCUUUGUUUCCUUCCCUUUCUUUCCUUCCGGUUUGUCGCCUUUCUCCUUCGAUGCGCUCGCUUGUAAUACACAUAUUUACAUGACUACGGAAAGUCGUUAAUGGGCUAAGAGAGAUGGAUGACGAGAGGGGUUAGGACCAUGGUCAGGGAUGAGGAUGAGGAUAUGUUGGCUAUGCUUGUUUGUUGGAUAUGCAUUACCUUUCCCUUGCCUCACCUCAUGCAGCAGGCGCCCUACGGCAGGUCCUUCGGCGGGUACCGAGGGAUGCUGUGUCGGGGUGCGGGGUGGGGUGUGGUUCGUUGCUGGGGUUGUCUGUGUGGCUUCGAGGCUGUUGCUGCUGCUUGCUUAUUGCUCGCUGUUUGUUUUGUUUGUGUUUUUCUUUUAUUUUUAUUUUUUCCCCUCCCUUUCAGUGGCUGCUACGAUAUCCCAUGUAUGAUAAUAGGAUUGGAAUUUCGAUGGGUACUAUGGACUUUUUUCUGUUUGCGGGAGUGGGAACGAGCGAGAUCGUGGACGAUGUUGAGGUAGGGGUUCUGGUGUGGAGAGUGAUGGUUUGGUUGGCGUAGAUUGAGGGUAGUUGUGCUCGAGUAGAGUAUGUAGAGUCGGAAUGGGUAAUGGGCCUGGCUUGAUGGCCGGGCGGUUCUUCUUCUUUG
This is a messenger RNA of Westerdykella ornata, 805 nucleotides long. RefSeq lists its product as uncharacterized. Bases 276 to 680 code for a protein of 134 amino acids. NCBI's taxonomy places the organism in Eukaryota, Fungi, Ascomycota, Dothideomycetes, Pleosporales, Sporormiaceae. The transcript has a single exon. The record is from RefSeq and is a predicted model, not a curated record.